Malus domestica (apple) is the source of this 2021-nucleotide messenger RNA. RefSeq lists its product as uncharacterized. NCBI's taxonomy places the organism in Eukaryota, Viridiplantae, Streptophyta, Magnoliopsida, Rosales, Rosaceae. The record is from RefSeq and is a predicted model, not a curated record. Gene Ontology annotation, biological process: transmembrane transport.
UCCCUUCUCUUUCACACUCUCUCUCUCCUCAAUCCUUUCGCUCAAUCCACUUCGCUUUCUGUGUUUACUCAUCACUCUCUCUCUAGAUAUUUGCAGCUGGGAUUCCAUCAAUCUCCACCGUCGAUUUUGCAGAGAUGGAGUUCUGAAGACGAUGAUGAUGAGCCCUCAUGAUCUUCUUCCUCUGCUGGUAAGAACCAUCAAUACUGAUUGGGGUUUUCACAUGAAGAAAUGUUCGACCCAUUUAUGGCGAUCCACAUGCGUUCCCUAAUCUGGUUGCGCAAGAGGAAAAAGAACCCUAAAAAUCCUACAAAACCCACAUCCCAAUUAAUCUCCUAGCUCUCAAAUCACACCUUAAAAGUUCUUAUUUUUCUUAGUAACAGUUCAUUUCUUAGUAAUCGUUCGUUUUGUAAAGUUCCCAGAUUGUAUUUUUACUUCAUUUCAAAAUCUAAAUUACUCUUUUUGCUCUGCUGAUUAUUAUCGGGUUUGAGUGUUUGCUGAGCUCGGCUUAGUGAAGUAGCUAGUAGUGCUCGAAAUUUUGUUGAAAUCUUUAGGUGGUUGGGAGGAUUUGGGAAAUAUUUAGGUGGGGAAGAGUGGUUUGUAUUCUGGAUCUUGAAUCGGGUUUUAAAGGUGGCGAAGAUGAGCUUGAGCGCGGCCGAGGACGAUUCGGCUUCGGAAAUUCACAUCCCGGCUGAUAUAGAUUGGCAUAUGCUUGACAAGUCCAAGUUUUUCUUUCUGGGUGCUGCUUUGUUUUCUGGUGUUUCAGGUGCUUUGUAUCCAAUUAUAGUGUUAAAAACCCGCCAACAAGUUUCACCCACUCAGAUUUCUUGCUUGAAGAUGUCUUGUGCAAUCAUGCGCCACGAAGGUCCUAAAGGGUUUUACAGAGGUUUUGGGACCUCUCUGACGGGAACAAUUCCGGCUCGAGCGCUUUACAUGGCGGCGCUUGAAGUCACCAAGAGCAAUGUUGGAACUGUGACGGUUAGAUUAGGAUUUUCGGAUACUACAGCAAUGGCAAUAGCGAAUGCUGCUGCAGGGUUGAGCUCAGCCAUGGCGGCCCAAUUAGUUUGGACCCCGGUGGAUGUUGUGAGCCAGAGACUCAUGGUUCAGGGCUGCACCAGUAGUACCAAACACAUCCUCCCCAAUGUGAGUUCUUAUAAGUAUAGAAAUGGCCUUGAUGCUUUUACGAAAAUUGUUCAUGCCGAUGGAUUGAGAGGAUUGUACAGGGGAUUUGGGAUUUCGUCACUGACUUAUGCACCUUCAAAUGCGGUUUGGUGGACUUCUUACUCUGUUGCACACAGACUCAUUUGGAGUAGUUUUGGUGGCUAUAUGUGUAAGAAAGAUGAGAGUGGCUCAGGCAAUGGGUCUAAUUUGCGCCCCGAUUGCAAGGCAAUGCUGGCAGUGCAGGCGUUGAGUGCAGGCAUGGCAAGUGGGGUUUCUGCUCUGAUUACCAUGCCGCUGGAUACUGUCAAGACGCGGUUGCAAGUUCUGGAUGCGGAAGAAAACGGGCAUAGAAGACCGCUGACAAUAAUGCAGACGGUGAGAAAUCUGGUGAGGGAAGGAGGGUUUGCUGCUUGUUACAGAGGGCUAGGGCCUAGGUGGGCUUCAAUGGCAAUGUCUUCCACAACCAUGGUUACUACCUAUGAGUUUCUCAAAAGAAUGUCUGCCAAGAAUCAAUAGAGCUGCGCAGAAAGAAGUGGUUUUUAUUUCCAUGCACAUUUCAAAUCCUUCUUGCCUGGAUUUGGCUAUAACGGCAUGCCUAUUGCCAUAUUGAUCAUGUAAAUUUGUACAUAGUCUAGUAGUUUUCUUUCAUUUGAUUUGCCCCUUUGUGCAAGAAUUUCCGUUCCGUUUUGAUGGAAUGACAUUAGUAGAUUGGUAACACCGUGUGUCAGAUCGUUUGCUCGAAUUUAAUGAAGAUGAUGAACAAGUGAACGGGAAAGAAUUGGAGUUUUUAUUUAUGAUUAAGCUAAGUUUUGGAUUGUACGCUUGCAAUUAUCUAUUGGGAUCUCUUUGUCAUGUUGCUCGAA